This is a messenger RNA of Zymoseptoria tritici IPO323, 651 nucleotides long. RefSeq lists its product as uncharacterized. The record is from RefSeq and is a predicted model, not a curated record. NCBI's taxonomy places the organism in Eukaryota, Fungi, Ascomycota, Dothideomycetes, Mycosphaerellales, Mycosphaerellaceae. The transcript has a single exon. The coding region runs from base 51 to 521 and encodes 156 amino acids.
GACUACUCCACGCCGCUUGCCUGCUUAGCGAUGUUCACUACCCGUUCACCAUGGAAGGCCCGACACUUCCCAGUUUCAUUUUCUUCUUGGAGUCGCUCGAGCAAGCGAUCAAUGAGGAUGAAAUUUUCGGAGAUGACUUCUACGAGCGCAUGAUGCCCAAGGCAAUCAUGACCAGGGACGGAAUCGAGGAUCUCAUCCACCAGUGCAUCGAGUUGGACAUUGUCCUUUCCCAGCCCUCUUCACCCGACUCUAGCAGUCCAACAUCAUCUGCUACCGCGAGUCCAGUCAUUGGCCCUUGUGGCGGUCAACCCGGCAUGAAGAUCAAGCGCAGCAAAAUGGCAAAGCGUCAGAUGAAGUUGCAGCGGGAGGAGGAAGCCUGGAUCGCAGAGAUGCUCAGAGCGUGCAACGAGGAGCUGCAGUACGAGAAUGAUGCUGCCGAACGGAUCGACUCGCACCAGAGCAUCGAGGCCGCAAUGAAGACUACACCUGGGAUCGCCGUCAACGAGAUCGUCCCGGAAUGAGGCAUGCACUACCGAGCUGUGCCUGUCCAACAAUGCAUCAGAGCUAAGAGAAUGCCGAUGUAACAAUCCACUUGGCCGGACCAUCAACGAGGCCACUGAGAGCGCGACGAUGCACACAUCGUGCUCAUGG